Molecule: messenger RNA, 1362 nt
Organism: Orbilia oligospora ATCC 24927
Lineage: Eukaryota; Fungi; Ascomycota; Orbiliomycetes; Orbiliales; Orbiliaceae
Exons: 3
Coding region: 1-1362 (453 amino acids)
Biological process (GO): tRNA dihydrouridine synthesis
Cellular component (GO): cytoplasm
Molecular function (GO): flavin adenine dinucleotide binding; tRNA dihydrouridine synthase activity
Source: RefSeq, a predicted model, not a curated record
AUGACCAUGACCGACCACGCCAUCGCUCCACCCGUUGUUCCACCCAACGAGCCCCAGCCCGAUAAUAUCCCGGCUGGCAACAUCUCGGCAGAUGCCCCUGCUGUUCCCGCUACAAAAUAUGGGAAAGUAGUCCUGGCUCCCAUGGUCCGUUCGGGCCAGCUUGCCACCAGACUGCUAUCCCUCAAAUACGGCGCUGACAUCGUUUGGGGUCCAGAGACAAUCGACAAGUCUCUCAUUGGCUGCGAACGAGUUGAAAAUCCAAAGACCGGUUGUGUCGACUAUGUCAGAACAGGCCUCAUCUUUCGUGCUUGCCCUUCUCGUGAGAAGUCAAAAUUCAUCUUCCAGAUGGGCACAGCUGCACCUGAUACCGCCGUAGCUGCUGCAAAGAUCGUAGCUCAAGAUGUUUCGGGUAUCGACGUAAACUCUGGAUGUCCCAAGCCCUUCUCUACCCACGCCGGCAUGGGAGCAGCCCUCCUUAAAGAUAUCCCUCGUUUACUCUCAAUCCUUACUGCCCUCGUAGAAAACGUCGGCCUCUCCACCCCCUACGCCCUCCCAAUUUCUGUCAAAAUCCGUCUCUUACCAACUAUAGAAGAAACCCACGCCCUCGUAACCUCCCUCUGCAAAACUGGAAUUUCAAAACUAACACUUCACUGCCGAACCCCACCCAUGCGACCUCGAGAACCUGCCAUCCGCGAUGCUUUAGCCGGAACUGCCAAAAUUUGUAAAGAAGCCGGUGUCGAAUUCUUCGUAAACGGCGAAAUUAAGGGCUGGGACGAUGCUCAACGGGUUAUCAAGGAAUACGACAUCGAUGGAGGGGCCAUGAUUGCUGUCGCCGCUGAAUCGAACCCAAGUUGCUUCGUCCCAAAUCAUUUAGGUGGCCCAAAACCUUGGAGAGAAGUCGUUACCGAAUACAUGUUGAUCGCGAUGAGUGUUGAGAAUCCGAUUUCGAAUACCAAGUUUUGUAUUUUGAACAUGGUUCCCGGGAAGAACGAAAUACAUAAGGUCCUGUCGAGGGCAAAGACAUACCGGGAACUCUGCGAGGCCUUAGGUUUGGAGUGUACAUACCCCGAAGACUUGGACCUAGGAACGCUGAAAACGCAAAGAGUGAAGGCUCAGGAGGAAAAACAAGCCCAAUUACAGGUAGAAAGGGCCGAAAGGCAGAAAAAAUUGGCGGACUUCAAGAGAAAGAAGACAGAAGCUGAAGGAGAAGAGAAGAAAGAGGAAGAAGGUAGUAAUAAAAGAGUCAAAGUGGACGUCGGAGAAAGGAGUAAUGCAACCACAGGCGCCGCCGUGGCGGAAUUGGCGGCUACGGAUAUGCUACUACCCGGUGGUGCCGCAGAACCCAUUCAGGCGGUAGUGUAG